This is a messenger RNA of Aplysia californica (California sea hare), 803 nucleotides long. Its product is annotated as transmembrane protein 231. Gene Ontology annotation, cellular component: ciliary membrane; ciliary transition zone. Gene Ontology annotation, biological process: regulation of protein localization; cilium assembly. The record is from RefSeq and is a predicted model, not a curated record. Lineage: Eukaryota; Metazoa; Mollusca; Gastropoda; Aplysiida; Aplysiidae.
ACAAAUAAAGUUGCACCACUACGAUUCAAAUCAACAAUGUUCUACUAGGUUAUCAGACAACAAAAUAACGGUUCAUUUUAGGGCCUUGUCUGAGUUUGUUUCGUCACCGGUCACAGAAUUCUACACUAAGUGUAGAAUUCUGUGUCACCGGUGCAAAGAAGGCUGGAUAAAAAUAAAUUAGCAUCAUUUUGGUUAUAUCAUAUUUUUUAAAUGAAUAUAUUAUUUGAGAAACAGACAGAACUGCAACAGUUUUUUCUGUAAAAAAAAAAAAAAGAGCUGUCCGUGUGUGCGGAACUGCAUUCGCAUCAACAUUAGUUUGUUUGAAAAUGGCGAUCUUCGAGAUAUUUUCUCACCCGGAGCUGAGGCGCUAUAAAGCGUCCGUAUUUUCCAAGGCCACACUUAUGAUGUUGGUUAUACUUAUUCUUACAUUUAUUCCACCCUUACUUGUGGUCUAUCGAAGUUAUGGCUACAGCCCCGGCUUCUGGUACCUCAUCAAGUGGGGCUGGGUCCAGUAUGCGGCCGUCCUCCUCCUCUUCCUCGCCGUCUUCAACAAGGUCAAGGUCUUUGUCUUCCAGCACCAGGUGGUCACAACAGUCGUGGAGAGUUCCGCCGCAGCAAACGACGGUCGGAAGGACAAGUUCUCCUGAACAGCAGCGACAGCGACCUUGAGUAGAUAAAUAACGUAUUCCUAUGUUUAUGACAGCCUCCAUGAGUAGAUAAAUAAAUAGUCAGUAUGUUUAUGACAGCCUCCAUGAGUAGAUAAAUAAAUAGUCAGUAUGUUUAUGACAGCCUCCAUGAGUAGA